AUGUCACAGCAGAAGCAGUCCCAUCCGGACGCUAAUCUUCAUCCGGAAGCAACCGGUCUCGCGAAGGAGACAGUCGAGGUAGCACACGCAUCAGAGGAACCACUAAAGCUCUACGCAGGCUGGUUCUGCCCCUUCGUCCAGCGCUCAUGGCUCGUCCUCGAGGAAAAGAAGAUCCCCUACCAGUACAUCGAAGUCAAUCCCUACCACAAGCCCGACUCCCUCAUGAGACUCAACCCCCGCGGUCUCGUCCCAACACUCCAGUACGAAGGCAAACCGCUCUACGAAUCGACCGUCCUGUGCGAGUUCCUCGAAGACGCGUAUCCAGAUCACGCGCCGCACCUCCUGCCCAAAGAUCCAUAUGACAGAGCACGGACGCGCAUAUGGACGGACUUUGUCACCAGCCGUGUCAUUCCGAGCUUCCAUCGCUUUCUCCAGUGGCAGCCUAUGGAUGACAACGAAGGGCUCGAGAACGCGCGGCAGGAGUUUUUAGGAUUCUUGAAGGAGUUUACCAGCGAGAUGGACGCGGGGGGGCCGUUCUUUAUGGGUAGUGAGCCGAGUUUGAUUGAUUUUGUGAUUGCGCCGUGGGCGGUACGGCUAUGGGUCUUCGACCAUUACAAAGGCGGCCUAGGUGUCCCUGAAGAGGGCCAAGGCGGUGAGGAUGAAGAGGUUUGGAAAAGAUGGAGAAAAUGGUUGUCGGCGAUACAGAACAGGGAGAGCGUGAAGGCGACGACGAGCGAGACGGAGCACUACCUUCCUAUCUACCAGAGAUAUGCGGACAAUGUCGCUCAGAGCGAGUUGGCGAAAGCGACGCGGUCGGGUCGUGGUGUGCCAUGA
Coniosporium apollinis CBS 100218 is the source of this 834-nucleotide messenger RNA. RefSeq lists its product as uncharacterized. The record is from RefSeq and is a predicted model, not a curated record. The transcript is spliced from 4 exons. Gene Ontology annotation, cellular component: cytoplasm. The coding region runs from base 1 to 834 and encodes 277 amino acids. NCBI's taxonomy places the organism in Eukaryota, Fungi, Ascomycota, Dothideomycetes. Gene Ontology annotation, molecular function: glutathione transferase activity.